AUAAACCUUAUUUUAUGAAACAUUAUAAGAAAAAAUUUGCUAAAAGACUACUUUAUCAUCAUGAUGACAAAAACUUUAAUCUUUCGAAUGAAGAGUGGAUUUUGUCAUUAUUUAACAGGGCAAAUAUAAUAGAUAAUUUAUAUGGGAUGAUUAAAGACAUCCAUGAAUCAAUUGGAAUAAAAAAAGAUUUUGAUAUUUUUAAUCAUCUCAAAGUAACAAUAUUAACAGGGUCCUAUUGGCCAAAAUUUAUCACUGGACCAUCGCCUGAAGUUGCUGAUCUAAAAAUACCAUAUGAAUUGUUCUUGAUGAGAAAAUCAUUUCAAGAUUAUUUUUAUUGUAAGAGAAGAGAUGGUGCUAAUAGAAAUCUUAAAUGGUUACAUUCCUAUGAUAAUCUAAUUAUUUCUUUAAUUCAUCCAAAGGGAAAAAUGUACUUUAGUAUAAAUAUGUGCAUGUUUAUAAUAUUGGAAAUGUUCAACUAUACAAGAUCAUAUCAAAUAUCAUACACUAUUCGUGAAAUUAUGAAAAAUACCGAAUUAGUAUUAAAAAGUGCUUUAAGUUCGUUGAUAUUUGGUGAAAUUAAAUUGUUGAAUAAAUUUGUGAAUUCAAAGAGAUUAAAUUUAUCUGAUGCUAUUUUUAUUAACGAAAACUUAAACUUCAUUGAAUCAACUGUUGACAAUCCAAUAAUAAUUGAUGAACGAAAAUCACAAAGACAGAUAUCAACAUCAGAGGAUGUUCAAAUCUCUUCUUAUAAUAUAUCCAAUGAAAUAAGGAUAGAUUCAAGGAUAAUGAAAUUAAUGAAAUUACAUAAACGUUACCAACAUAAUAGUUUUGUUGUUGGGUAUGGUGAAUAUGGCGAAUAUGGCGACGUUACUCCUACUGAUUAUUGGGAGGAAGAUGACAAUGAUUGUGGACAUGAAUAUUCAUGUACAAAUUCAAAAUUACACCCAUAUAAUAAUCUUUGUGACAUUACUCAUAAGGUGGUGAUUCAUGGUGUAAAGGCCAUUACUCAUGACGUAAAGGCCAUUGCCAUUACUCAUGGUGUUGAGUCUAUUGCUCAUGGUGUUGUUGAGGAUAUUAUUGUUGGAAAUGGAAGAAGCAGUAGUGGUAGUGGUAAUUGGUGA
Molecule: messenger RNA, 1121 nt
Organism: Entrophospora sp. SA101
Lineage: Eukaryota; Fungi; Glomeromycota; Glomeromycetes; Entrophosporales; Entrophosporaceae
Source: the annotation of a GenBank genome assembly